Diatraea saccharalis (sugarcane borer) is the source of this 910-nucleotide messenger RNA. The record is from the annotation of a GenBank genome assembly. Lineage: Eukaryota; Metazoa; Arthropoda; Insecta; Lepidoptera; Crambidae.
UUUGUUAUUUUUUAUUUUAAAGAUCACAAUUCAUUAAACAUAUAUUUUCACUUUUUAACAAAAUUACGAAGAAUUUUUUUAAGCACAAAAGCAUGCGCUUUUUGACAGUUUCACCGUCAUUUUCAUUGAGUAGAAAAUUAAGUGAUUUCCACAGCUUUGAAAAAACCCCUAUUUGCUGAAUUUUAUUUGUACACAUGAAAAAAACAUUUAUUCAAAGCUUCGUUCUUCCUAAAUCGAGUUUCGUUAAACUCUACAGAAGCAUUGAACACCAAUGUUUAAUAGAAAAUAAAACUAGGCUGUGUGGGCUAAAUUCCCUUUGCAUUAAAUUAAAUAACUAUUGGUGUUAUGGUGGUUGCCCGGGAGAUUAAAAUUGUCAUACCAUUGUAAACAUUUUUCUUUCUUUUACAGAAUUAUCUGACUAAAUAUACGAUAUAUCAUCAAAAUUAAGAUGGAAAAGCCUGAUGCUAAUGGAUUCAUUAAUAUAAAUUGGCCUAGUAAAACCGUUCCACAUGGAGGAAUAUUUCAUUCUCGUAUUGCACAAACCUCUGUCAAUCAACAGGAAUUUUUGAAAGUGUUGUUGGAGGAAUCUAAGCUGACUAUUGCUCAGCGUAAAAAGUCGGCUUUAGCCUUACGUGAAUAUGAAAAGAAGGCGGAACGUCGACCGCAAAUAUCGACACCGUUGGUCCGACCGCGGACAUCGAGACGACGCUCUCUAUCCGAAAUCAGACAAUCUGGAGUUUUCAAUGUGGAUCCGUAAGCUAUUAUAAAUACCUACUGAUUUCUGUAUAUUCAUUAACUAUAUUACACAUAAUAUAUGAAAUUUUCGCAAUCGAUUUAAACUCUACUAAAAAUCUAAAAAAUAUAGCAUUUUUGAGCAACCUACCCACAAAGUACGACGACCUCGAAGAGU